Centrocercus urophasianus (Greater sage-grouse) is the source of this 3041-nucleotide messenger RNA. RefSeq names its product transmembrane protein 129, E3 ubiquitin ligase (gene TMEM129). Lineage: Eukaryota; Metazoa; Chordata; Aves; Galliformes; Phasianidae. Gene Ontology annotation, cellular component: membrane; endoplasmic reticulum. Bases 50 to 1138 code for a protein of 362 amino acids. The transcript is spliced from 4 exons. Gene Ontology annotation, biological process: protein ubiquitination. Gene Ontology annotation, molecular function: ubiquitin protein ligase activity. The record is from RefSeq and is a predicted model, not a curated record.
CCCCCGUGGACGGGUGGCUGGGCGGCGGGAGCGGGGUCCACGGCGCAGGAUGGAGAGUCCGGCGGUGACCUUCACCUUGGCUUACCUGGUAUUCGCCGUCUGCUUCGUCUUCCCUCCCGACGAGGUGCGCUCGGCCGGCCUGACGGUGCAGAGCCUGCUGGCCGCCUGGCUGGGCAGCGAGGACGCGGCCUUCGUGCAGUACCACCUGCGGCGCAGCACCGGCACGCUGCUGGCGCACUCCCUGCUGCCCCUCGGUUAUUACCUUGGUAUGUGCUUUGCUGCACCUGAGAAACACCUUUGCUUCUUCUACCUGGCCUCAAAAGAAUGGAAAAUUUUCUUCUUCUUUGCUGUUCUCCUUCCAGCAGUCAGUAGCACCCUGGCGUAUUACUGGUCACGGAAAGGUUGGAAUAACCACCCGUUGGCCCGGACACUCGCUGUUUAUGCUCUGCCACAGUCAGGUUGGAGGGCAGUGGCUUCUUCCAUCAAUACAGAAUUUAGGAGAAUUGACAAAUUUGCCACCGGAGCCCCAGGAGCGAGGGUGAUUGUUACAGACACAUGGGUGAUCAAGGUAACCACCUACUGCCUACAUGUCGCCCAGCAGCAGGACAUUCAUUUGACUGUGACAGACUCCAGACAGCACGAACUCACACCGGACUCAAACAUGCCCGUGCAGUUCCUCACCAUCCGUGUUGCCAGUGUUAAUCCCUAUGUGAAGGCAUUUGAUAUCCGGCUGAACUCCACAGAGUAUGGGGAGCUCCGAGAGAAGCUACGUGCUCCCAUCAGUAAUGCAGCUAAUGUUGUGAUCCACCAAAGCCUUAGUGAUUUAUUUCUAGAAACCUUUACAUCUCUAGUGGAAAUGAACCAGACGUAUUCUGUUCCAAGCACUCAGGAGCUGGAGCCAUGCAUAGGAUGCAUGCAGACUAUUGCAAACAUCAAGCUCAUCAAGAACUGCCAAGAGCCAAAUGAAGGGGAAUGUCAGCAAUGCUACUGUCGUCCAAUGUGGUGCCUCACCUGCAUGGGCAAAUGGUUUGCCAGCCGACAGGACCAGCAGCACCCAGAGACAUGGCUGUCAAGCCACGUGCCUUGUCCAACUUGCAGAGCCAAAUUUUGCAUUUUAGAUGUUUGCAUAAUACGAUGAAUAACAUUUGGGUAUGUUCUAACUUUUUAAAUUUGUAUUUCAUCGUGGUUUUGGUCAAAAGGCCCAUUAGCAUUGUUUCUUAGACUUUGCAUUACACAGGAGUGCAAGCUCCAGAGCUCUGUUUUACAGCAUUGAAAAUGGAUGUACAUUUGCUCAGUUUUUCUCAAUUUUUACCUUUUGUCUUUGGUUUUUACACAUCAGAUGUCAGUUUCUGAAAAAUGUUGCUUGAAACGUUUAGUAAAAUUUUGCUUUCUAUGUCUUGGAUGGUAUAAAAUCAUCCUAUCCAUGUUUGCAAUACUAUUCUCUUUUAACCUAGGUAUUUCUGACUCUUUCAUAAAGGGCUGAGAAAAUUACUUUGGUUAUAGUUCACUGAUACUUUUGUUUAUUCUUUAAUCCAUCUGCAAAGUUCUUAUUCAUCUUUGCAAGUGUACACCAAACAAGAAUACCAGUUGUUCUCCUUCUGCUGGUCCCCUCCAUUUAUAAAGGAGAUUGGUUUCUGUAGACAAAGGAAUUGAAUUCCUGAAGUUACAUAAUUUCCACAGGGACCUUUUAUUCCAUUUAUCUGCCUUCAGUUUAUUUUUUGAUGGACUUUUUUAUUUCAAACAGAAGGAUUUAGAACUAUAUCCUGCUUACUUGCACUGCUAUUGCUGUGCAGUAUUAAAUCUAUAGAGCUGCAUUGCUUAAGGUUUUAGAGUUUUCUAGGUGAUGGCUUUUUUCCUAUAUUUCAAAUAUCCGAAUUAUCUGAAUUACCCGAAAGAAUGCUCGACUACUUCAAAGACUUUACUUUUUGUUGUUGUUGUUAAUUUUUUUCUCCUGAAGGACUGCCUUUUCUCUGAAAUAGAUGUCAGGAUCACAGAGAUUGAAGUUGCUGUGCUAGGCACCCGAGAAUGGCCAAUCAUCAUUUCCCUAAUGAAAAUUUUUCAGGCUUGCACUUCAAAGCCUGAUCAUAAGGAACAGACAUUGUUUUAGCAUUUGUAGGGUACCAGUGCAUACUUCCAGAUGCAGUGUGCAUCCAAAUAAUUUGUAAAUUCAAAUCAAAGCAUUUUCUAUAAGGAGCCAUUCUCCUGGACCCAAAUGCAGUGCUUACCAUUUCAUCUGUCCAUCAGACACUUCAAUAAAUAGUUACUUGGCACGCUUCUUGGUGAAAAGCUUCAAGCUGCUGGAGAAUGUGUGGGUUCUUGCAUUGCUUUACGCACUGCAGUGGCUGAGAAGCAAAUGUUUGCUUACCCAGGUGGUUUUCCUUACGGUGCAGUAACUUCCAGAAACAAGUGGGCCAGGUGAUGAGAAAGGUGUAUUUUAAUGCUUUGGUCCAGGAGAAUGAAAGCCCUGAUACUUCCCAUAAUCAGAAGGAUCUUAAUUGUAAAUCAAAAGCACAAGUGACAUGGCAGUGCUUAACUGGCACCUCUAGACUGCCUUGAGAAGAAAGACUGCUUUGAGCAGAAAUUGCUGGCAACAUUUUUUAACCUUUAGAAGAAUCCUGCAGGGCCAGGUGGGGUUGUCUGCUAUGCACCUUCUCACUAUACACCAGACUUUACAAAAAAUGUUUACUUAUGGUAAGUUUGCAUAAUAAAGGAUGUGGUAAUUCAAAUAGUUGUAGAAGGGAAUGCAUAAUUUUGGACUUUGUCACUGACAGUCAUUCAACUUGUACAUCUCUUUUUCAGUUUGGAAUAAAAAUAUUUUAAAGAUCUAUGAAGAUCAUAAAAACCUUGAGACUUUUGGAUUAUAGCACAUGUAAUUGCAAAUAUUCUUAUUAAAAAAAAAAGAGUCGAUUGCCCAUAAUAUUGCAUGGAGUAAAAGCUUUAGAUUCCCAAUUGCUCGUGCAGUACAGUUUUUCUUUAGGGAAAUCUAUCAUCUUUGAAUUGAAGUUUCUAUUUCAGUGGAACUUUGCUUUUACCCAUCUUAU